AUGGCUAAACUGUUGCAUCAGUUUGUUGUGGUUCUGCUACUCAGCCUGAGUGCCGUCUCUUUGGUGUGCGGACGUGCGACUAAAACAAAGGCGACAGCAGCACCGCCGGCAGAUAAUAGCAAACAAUUGUUUGUCUUCGGCAGCGGCAAGGAGACGAGUCCGCCAAAUUUUGUGCGCCUGGUCGUCAUGCGACUCAUUUACGGGCUCGCCUCGACAAUGGGUCUGGAGGAGCGACUGGAAGAUGCCUUCAAUGGCGCUUUUGUGCCGCCCAAUGCCGAUGGUGGUGGCCUCUUCAGUUUCGGCGGUUACGAUGACGAUGAUGAUGGUGGCGACUUUGGUGCGCUCUUCGAUGAUAUCUAA
Molecule: messenger RNA, 360 nt
Organism: Bactrocera tryoni
Lineage: Eukaryota; Metazoa; Arthropoda; Insecta; Diptera; Tephritidae
Exons: 1
Coding region: 1-360 (119 amino acids)
Source: RefSeq, a predicted model, not a curated record